This is a messenger RNA of Zophobas morio, 1775 nucleotides long. It is a transcript of the gene DCAF12, whose product is annotated as DDB1- and CUL4-associated factor 12 homolog. Gene Ontology annotation, molecular function: protein binding. The transcript is spliced from 5 exons. Gene Ontology annotation, cellular component: Cul4-RING E3 ubiquitin ligase complex. The record is from RefSeq and is a predicted model, not a curated record. Bases 373 to 1740 code for a protein of 455 amino acids. Lineage: Eukaryota; Metazoa; Arthropoda; Insecta; Coleoptera; Tenebrionidae.
UGAAUCACCAUUGUAUUUGUUUAAGUUUAAUUUCAUUUAUUUAACAUACAGACAGUAAAAAGUCGAUGAAAAAGUGAACGUCAAUUUGAAUUUUGUCAUAUUUUUGAUAGGUUAACUGUGGACAGGAAAUAGUGACAGGUGACAGCAUUUUGACAGUGACAGAUAUGCUUUUCUGACAGAAUAAUGGAACAGCACCCAGCACCACAGCAGUUUGUUUACUGUCAAAUUGGUGGUCUGUGUUCAUAUUGUCGUGCUUAUUUCUCGAAAAGAUCAGAGUUUUUAAUUUAAAAAGUUAUUUUUGUUAAUAAAACGUGUUAUGUUUUAUUCAUAAUAGGAUAAUUUGACUCUGUUAAAACACAAGUUACACUAACCAUGUCUAAAACUAGGAUGAUUCCCAUUUAUGGGAAAACUCCAGCUUGUUCUAUUACUUCACGAUUGGAAGAACGUAGAAAUAGGGCUAAAGCAACGAGACUAGAACAAAAUCGUCGAACUGAUAAACCAGAAGACUUUAUUGCAUAUGAAGAUAGUGACAGUGAUGAAGAACCAGUGGCAAUGCAAAAAGAGAUAUUAAAUACCUCGUAUAACUUUGUAGACUAUGUUAAAAGUAGGGAAAUGUGUAGUAAAAACACGACUUCUGUUGUAAGUGACUACGGUUCUCGACAUAUCCUCACCCAUGAAAUGUUUCGAGAAACACCUAUCACGCUUGGCAAUAUGAAUAAAGUGUUCUGUUCACAGUGGUUAAGUGAUAGACAAGUUGUAUUUGGUACAAAAUGUAACAAGCUAAUGGUGUAUAAUGUAGUCACUCAUAAAUUAGAUCAAAUUCCUUCUUUAAUGAGUCGAAGGGAUAAUCCAGGUACUAUUGAACAAGCACACUGUGGUAUUCAUUCGGUACAAAUAAAUCCCUCUCGAACUCUUUUGGCGACUGGCGCUCGAAAUACUUGUGAUAUAGCUGUCUAUCGAUUGCCAACUUUAGAUCCUGUGUGUGUAGGAGAAAAUGCUCAUAAGGAUUGGGUGUUUGAUAUGUGUUGGUUAGAUGAUGAAUUUCUUGUUUCUGGAUCUCGAGAUACAAAAAUGGCACUUUGGCGAAUAACACCAGGCAUGUUUGAAAACAAAACUGACGUCCCCAUGUACCAACACAUUAGUGCUAUUUCUGUAAAAGAUUGCCGCAAUUCACAAAGGGUGAGGGCAUUAACAUUCAAUAAGUCCUAUGAAGAAAUUGCUGCACUUAGUUUAAAUGGUUAUAUACAUAUUUGGAAUGCUGAAACAUUUAAACAGAAACUAUCAAGGAAGUUGCCAUCCUCACAAGAAAAUGUUUGUUUGGCAGUGCAAGAAUCAGGAUUGUAUGCAAUAGGAUGCAGAUCAUAUACACUCCUUUUAGAUUGUCGAACUUUACAGGCUGUCAAAAAGGUGUCAUCCCGUUAUUCUGGCUGUGGAAUCCGAUCGGCUAGUUUCCAAGGAGACGUUUUGACUGUUGGUACAGGCUUGGGCAUGUUAAUGUUUUAUGAUUUAAAGGCUGGAAAAUAUUUGGAUUCCAGUAUUAAUUCCUCGAGGACGGUCGUACUUAAAUCUAGUAAAGGUUAUGUGUUUCCAGAUGAUGAAUAUGUAGAUAACAUACAAAAUGUAAAAUAUGUCCCAGCCAUUUAUACUCACUGUUAUGACACGAGUGGCACUAGAUUGUUUACAGCUGGAGGUCCUCUGCCUGCUACUUUAACAGGAAAUUACGCAGGUCUAUGGCAAUAGCUUUAAGGGCUACAAUAAAAUGGAGACAAUUUAAA